Molecule: messenger RNA, 5295 nt
Organism: Balaenoptera acutorostrata (minke whale)
Lineage: Eukaryota; Metazoa; Chordata; Mammalia; Artiodactyla; Balaenopteridae
Gene: RPAP1
Product: RNA polymerase II associated protein 1
Exons: 23
Coding region: 911-4924 (1337 amino acids)
Biological process (GO): transcription by RNA polymerase II
Cellular component (GO): nucleus
Source: RefSeq, a predicted model, not a curated record
CCGGCCCCAGCGGGGCAAGAUGGCGGCGUCCAGGUGGUCCUAGGCGAAGUAGGUGGCUGGGCUAGCGGGAAGGACUACAGGAGAUCCCGGCGGAGGGCUCUGGUACAGCGUAUCCAGUUCUUUGUCGGAGUCGGCCCCAGUGUCUUUGAUCUGGCCAGGAGCGGCCGCGGCCUCGUCGGUGCGGAGAUCCUGGGCACGGCCCUCCAUCCGCGGGAAGCAUAGGCUGAGACUCCGUGAUUUCUCUUUGUUGACGCGGGUGGCCCAGGAGCGCCCGCGACCGUAGAGCCUUAGGGGCCGUUGUGGGGCCCGACAGAAUAUAAGUCUUGAAAUGCUUUGGUGAAAUUUAUUCCUAAGUAUUUUAUUCUUUUCGAUGCUAUUGUAAAUAGAAUUGUUUUCUUAAUUUCGUUUUCUGAUUGUUCUUUAAUAGUGUAUAGAAAUACAAAUGAUUUUUAUAUAUUGAUCUUUUAUAGCCCAAGGUUUUUAAUAAUUUGAAUACUUUUCGGCCAGGCAUGUUCCCACCAGUUUGAUACCGAAUCACCACUCCCCGGUAUGACACAUUUAUCCGCCUGGCUCCUAAUGACAUUUUCCUUAGGUCCCCUAUGGUUGUUCCUGAAAGUUUUUAUCAUCCACAGAUUGUAAACAAUCUAAGGUGGCAGUAAAUAUUGUUGCUGGGCUAUUGACAUCAGGGAGAGCUAAGUAAGGAGGGAAUGGCAAUAAGGUAUGAAUGAGGAGGAAUGAGUCCACCGAACCCAGGGAAAAGGAGCCUUUACUGACGCACAAAAAAGAGAAUCAGGGUUCACUUGCAGAGGGCCCAUCAUCUUUACUGCUUCUAGGGGUGAAUGAGAGUGAAUUCCCUACACUGAAGCAGUGCUGGAAAGAGUCCCACUAGGGAGGCAGCUGGAGUGUCAAGAUGCUGUCGAGACCAAAGCCAGGGGAGUCCGAGGUGGACCUGCUGCACUUCCAGAGUCAGUUUCUUGCAGCUGGUGCAGCCCCAGCAGUACAACUGGUGAAGAAAGGAAGUAGGAGUGGUGGUGAUGCUAACCCGGACCGGCCUCCACUGCAGGAUCAUCGGGAUGUGGUGAUGCUGGACAAUCUCCCAGAUUUGCCCCCAGCUUUGGUUCCUGCUCCCCCAAAGAGAGCCAGGCCCAGCCCCGGCCAUCCCCUGCCUGAACAUGAGGACCCUGAAGAGAGGCUGAACAGGCAUGAUAAGCACAUCACUGCUGUCUUGACUAAGAUUAUUGAACGAGAUACAAGUUCAGUGGCUGUGAAUCUGCCUGUGCCCUGUGGCGUUGCUUUCCCUCCUGUAUUCCAUCGCUCACAGGGGAGACAGGGGAAGCCAGCAACAUCUGGUAAGAGAAGUAUCUUUGCCCAGGAAAUUGCAGCAAGGAGAGCAUCUGAAGCCAAGGUCCCACCAGUUGGAGAAGUUGCAUCUACCUUGGACCCACCAGAGGGUGCUGCAGCCUGUGAGGCACUCACACCUAGGGAGCAGGGCAGCCAGCUUCCAUGGAACAGCUACAGCUUGCAGGGACCCCAUCUGGUUACAGGGAAGGGGCUCAAGAGCCAGGAGGCUGAGCAGGAAGCCCAGACCAUCCAUGAGGAGAACGUAGCGAGACUGCAAGCCAUGGCUCCGGAGGAGAUCCUGCAGGAACAGCAGCGGUUACUGGCUCAGCUUGAUCCCAGCUUGGUUGCUUUCUUGAGAUCUCACAGCCGCACCUGUGAGCAGGCAGAAGAGAAGGCCACAGGGGAGCAGAGGCCAGGAGGUCACUCUGCUGAGGUCACUGGAGAGGAGCCCAUCAUGCCAACUUCUGCCAGUGAGCCCAGGCAAGAAGAUGAGCUGGAGCCAGGAGCACCAGCUCUGGCACUGCCCGUGACCCCCCAGAAAGAAUGGCUGCACAUGGACACUGUUGAGCUGGAGAAGCUCCAUUGGACCCAAGACCUGCCUCCACUCCAACGGCAGCAGACUCAGGAGAGGAUGCAGGCCCGAUUCAGUCUUCAGGGAGAGCUGCUGGCCCCCAGCGUGGACCUUCCCACCCAUCUGGGCCUACACCACCAUGGAGAGGAGGCGGAGAGAGCAGGGUACUCCCUUCAGGAGCUGUUCCACCUGACGCGCAGCCAGGUGUCCCAGCAGAGAGCACUAGCGCUGCAUGUGUUGGCCCAGGUCAUCGGCAGGGAGCUCCUCGAUAGCACCUUCUCUUGGUACCAUGGAGCUUUGGUGUUCCCUCUGAUGCCCAGCCAGGAGGACAAGGAGGACGAGGAUGAGGAUGAAGGGCCCCCAGCAGAAAAGGCAAAAAGGAAGAGCCCGGAGGAAGGAAACCGGCCUCCAUCUGACCUGGCCCGACAUGACGUCAUCAAGGGGCUCCUGGCCACCAAUCUGCUGCCUCGGCUACGCUACUUGCUGGAGGUGACCUGCCCAGGACCUUCUGUGGUCCUUGACAUCCUGGCUGUGCUCAUCCGCCUGGCCCGGCAUUCCCUGGAGUCAGCCACAAGGGUCCUAGAGUGCCCUCGGCUGAUAGAGACUGUGAUUCAAGAGUUCCUGCCCACCAGCUGGUCCCCUAUGGGGGUGAGGCCUACCCUCAGUCUACACAGAGUGCCCUGUGCUCCUGCCAUGAAACUUCUUCGUGUCCUGGCCUCGGCUGGUAGGAAUAUUGCUGCCCGGCUGCUGAGUGGCUUUGAUCUCCGGAGUCGCCUGUGCCGCUUUAUAGCUGAGGCUCCCCAGGAUCUGGCCUUGCCCCCAGAGGAAGCCGAGACACUGAGCACUGAGGCCUUCCGUCUGUGGGCCGUGGCAGCCUCCUACGGCCAGGGCGGUGACCUUUACAGGGAGCUGUACCCUGUGCUGACGCGAGCUCUGCAGGCUGUGCCGAAGGAGCUCAGCAGCCCCUCCCCUCAGCCCCUGGCUCUGCAGAGGACAGCCUCACUGCUCACCGUCCUCACCCAGCUGACCCUAGCAGCCGGUAACACCACCCCUGAGCCCAGAAGUGACUCUGCCGAGGCCAGUCUGUCGGCCACUCCUUCCUCAGUCACUUGGACGCAGGUGUCUGGGCUCCAGCCUCUCGUGGAGCCUUGUCUAAGACAGACCUUGAAGUUGCUGCCCAGCCCUGAGAUGUGGAGCGCCCUUGGCCCAGUGCCCACUGCCUGCCUGCUCUUCCUGGACGCUUACUACCAGGCCUGGAGCCAGCAGCCAGGCGUGUGCCCAGGGGAUUGGCUUCAGGACACGGAGCGCCUGUCGGAGGAGCUGCUGCUGCCGCUGCUGAGCCAGCCCGCUCUGGGCAGACUGUGGGGUUCGCUGGGGUGCUGCUCCCCUCUCUGCAACCCACAGUCCUGUGCUCCGGCCACUGAAGCUCUCUCCAGCCUCGUGUCACUGGGCUGCACAGGAGGCCACCCUCCUCUCAGUCUGGCUGGCUCAGCCUCCCCCUUCCCAUUCCUCACGGCCCUCCUCUCUCUUUUCAACACCCUGGGCUGGAUCCACAAGGGGCUGUGUGGCCAGCUGGCUGCCGUAUUGGCUGCCCCAGGACUGCAGAGCUACUUCCUCCAAUGUGUGGCUCCUGUGGCUGCUCCACGCCUCACACCCUUCUCCACGUGGGCCCUGCGCCAUGAGUAUCACCUGCAGUACCUGGCGCUCGCCCUGGCCCAGAGAGCGGCGACACUCCAGCCAGUGUCAGCCACCAGUGCUGCCCUCUAUCACGGCAUGGCCUUGGCCCUGCUGAGCCGGCUGCUGCCCGGAAGCGAGCACCUCGCCCAUGAGCUACUGCUGAGCUGUGUGUUCCGGCUGGAGUUCCUCCCGGAAAGAGCAUCAGGGGGUCCGGAGGCAGCCGACUUCUCUGACCGGCUGUCCUUAGGGAGCGGCGGGGACCUUGGGUGUGGGCGAGGAACUCUGCUAGCUCAGGCCUGCCAGGACCUCCCCAGCAUCCGCAGCUGCUACCUGACCCACUGCUCACUGGCCCGGGCCAGCCUGCUAGCCUCUCAAGCCUUGCACCGAGGGGAGCUCCAGCGAGUCCCAGCCCUGCUGCUCCCUGUGGCUAAGGAGCCCCUGCUGCCCACUGACUGGCCCUUCCUGCCAUUGAUUCAGCUCUACCACCGGGCCUCAGACAGCCCCUCGGGGCUCCCUCCUGCUGACACUGUGGGCACAGCCAUGCGGGCCCUGCAGUGGGUGCUAGUCCUGGAGAGCUGGCGCCCCCAGGCCCUCCGGGCUGUGCCUCCUGCUGCCCGCCUGGCACGGCUCAUGUGUGUGUUCUUGGUGGACAGUGAAUUGUUCCGGGAGACCCCAAUACAACGUCUGGUGGCAGCCCUCCUGGCCCGGCUCUGCCAGCCUGAAGUCCUACCAAACCUCAACCUGGAUUGCCCACUUCCUGGCCUGACGUCUUUCCCGGAUCUCUAUGCCAACUUCCUGGAGCAUUUUGAGGCUGUGUCUUUUGGGGACCACCUCUUUGGGGCUCUGGUUCUCCUCCCCCUGCAGCGUCGGUUCAGCGUCACCUUGCGCCUUGCCCUCUUUGGGGAGCACGUGGGAGCCUUGCGAGCUCUGGGCCUGCCUCUGACCCAGUUGCCUGUGUCCCUGGAAAACUACACAGCGCCUCCUGAAGACAACCUGGCCCUCCUUCAGCUCUACUUCCGGGCUCUGGUUACUGGUGCGCUCCAAUCACGCUGGUCCCCUGUGCUCUAUGCUGUGGCCGUGGCUCAUGUCAACAGCUUCAUCUUCUGCCAGGACCCAAAGAGCUUGGAUGAGGUAAAGGCUGCCCGCAGGAGCAUGUUGCAGAAAACUUGGCUGCUGGCAGAUGAGGGUCUUCGGCAGCACCUUCUCCACUAUAAGCUUCCUAAUUCUGCCCUUCCAGAGGGUUUUGAGCUAUAUCCCCAGUUGCCCCCUCUGCGUCAGCAGUACCUCCAGAAACUGAUCUCAGGGGUGCUCCAAAAUGGGGUUUCAGAGACCUAGUAUAUAUAGCUGCUGCAGAGGAAGAGAUGGAUACAUUCUAUUGGGGUUCACCAACAGAUGCCUGGCCAGAGAGAAGGGCUUCAUGUCCUAAGAGUGUGCAGGAAACAAUAGAGCAGAAGGCUUGCCUUCCUAGGAGCAAGCUCUUUGAGCUUUUUUGGAGAUUGGUGAGCCUACCCUUAUGUCCUGAUAUCUGGAGCUCAGGAUCUGGGGCUUCUGAGGGUCUGUGCUGGGAGUGAGGGGUGACUUAGCUAUAUACCCCUUCUUGGGGACAAGACAAACUAACUACACCUCUUCCUCUCCCCACCCCAGGCCAGGGUAUAUGAAUACUGGAGCUGAGCAUUGAAAUAAAGAAUUUUUUUAUCUUCUGGGAA